Trichomonas vaginalis G3 is the source of this 1419-nucleotide messenger RNA. Its product is annotated as armadillo (ARM) repeat-containing protein family. NCBI's taxonomy places the organism in Eukaryota, Parabasalia, Trichomonadida, Trichomonadidae. Bases 1 to 1419 code for a protein of 472 amino acids. The record is from RefSeq and is a predicted model, not a curated record. The transcript has a single exon.
AUGGAAAAAGAAAUCGAUUUCUCAAAGAACAGUGGUUCAAUAUUUUUAAAAAACUUAAUAGAGCAUUUUGGAUACUCAGCUGAAGAGACAACAGAACAGGUUCAAAACCCACCUUGUGAGCCCCAAGAAUUUCAAGAUUUAUUGCAACAAGGGGCAGAACUAUUAAUGAACAAUGAUAUCCAAGCAUUUAUUAACUGCUUAUUAGAGAUAUCAAGAAUAUUAGAAGUAUAUCCAGAAUAUACCGAUUUUCUCAAUUAUUCUUAUCUUGGUUUUCGACUAAGCAUGUUAGGAAAUCCAAAUGAAAGUUCACCUAAGAUAAUUUUGCUAAUUUCAGAUCUAUUAACAAAUUUCACUGCAAAUGAUAGAGAUUAUUCAACUCGAUUGAUCCAAACAAAUGAACUUAUGCAAAAAGAUUCUGAUCCAGGAUUUUUCGCUUCACACUUAUCUAUUCUUGCUAACCAGAAUGUAACAUAUAUCUAUGCAAUUCGAGUGAUUCCAGUGCUUUAUAAUAUUGCUUCAGAUUGGGAUGUUAAUAAUAUAUGCAAAAUAGAAGACUUAUCAAAGUUGUUUGCAAAAAUAGAAAAUGAUAACGAAUUGUCGUUCGUUUAUUCAUUUUUCUUCAUUAAUGUUUUCAGAGCUUCAAAAAUAACUGACCAAUCAAUAGCAAAUAUGCUCAAAAAGUACUCAAUUAACUAUAUUCUUCAUGAUAAUGAAAUAUCUAUCAACAUUGCUUGGUGUUUGUAUUAUUUUUGCGUAAAUUCAGAAUUACUUUUAAUAGUUGAUGAAGAAUUCAUGUCACUCAUAGAAAAUAUGCUCAACUCAGAAAAUGAAUCAUUUCAACAUAUUGCAAUUUCAAUUCUUUCCAUUAUUCCAAUAUAUACAGAUGUAAAGGAUGAUCAACACAUAAAAUCUAACAUUAUGCAAUUACUUAAUACAUUUGACCUGCAACCUUUAUUCCAGUUCGCACAAUCUUUGGAUCAAACUUACGCUGCAGCUUCAAUCUCAGCAAUCACGAACUUAUCUAUAUUUUCAGAGACAUUAUUCAUGAAUGUAAUAAAUUCUAACUUCUUUGACCUCAUUCUGAACUUAUUAGCAGAUUCACCAUUAUUAGUAAAAAAUUAUUCAGUUUGUUUCUUCGGAUUCGCAAUAUCGCAUAAUAGCAAGCUUUGCGAUGACUUCAUUACAGAAGAUAACCUCGAUUUACUGAUAGAUUUAUGCGAAAUUGAAUCAAUUGCAGUAAAUCUUCUUCAAUCGUUAGAUAUCAUUAUGACAAGUCAUCCAGAUGUGAUUCCAUUUUUCAUUGAUAAUAAUAUUCUCGAAAAAUACGAAUCCAUUGAGCUCGAUCCUGAAAGUCAAGAGUUUUUGUUGCUUCAAAGAAUACGCGAACUCAUUGAUACAAACACUAAUGAAGAAAAAUGA